ACCCAGCAUAUUGAUACAGUGGAUCACAAGAAAGUCUGCAUGGACCUGGAAAAAGCUACUGAAGUCAUCAUGCAAACAUUGCAGGCCACUCAAAUGAGACACAAGCAAGUCUGCAUGGAUCUGGAGAAGGCCUCUCGAGUCAUCAUACAAGCAUUACAGCACGAAGUAGGAAGGAACCAGGAGCUCUGCGUGGUGAUUCGCUGCCUGGAAGAGAAGGAGGCGGAGACUGGGCGGAGCCUAACAGAGCAGGUGGAGUCAAACAAGCAGCUGAAGCUGAAGAUCGAUGAACUAAAGAAACGCCUGGAGGAGAAGAACCACUCACUGACACAGGCCAACCAGGUUGUGGCUUUACUGAAGAGCAAGGAGCUGCUGCGAAGCAAACGGAGCAAUCACAGGACAUUACAGGAAGUGAUCGAGUGGCUCCAGGGAGGGGAGAGCCAGAUCAAGACUGAGAAUAGCUCUCUUGUCCAGUCAGAGCAGAUGGCAUCAGCAGAGGAAUCCUCUUCAUCUGAUGCCCAGAGUGGAGCUGCAGUACUCCGUGCUGAAGGAAAACGAUCCUCCACCUCCUCCGCCUCACACACUCAUACCGAGGACGAUUCCAGAACACGGACUGAGGAAGAUUCCAGAAAGUUCCCCUGCCCCAUAUGGGGAAAACGCUUCAGAUCACGGUCUCAGAUCAAGAACACAGAACUGAUGUCUGAGAUGUCAGGAACACUGCUGCCUAUGCCCGUGAAGGAGAUCAAACAAGAAGAGUCUACUUUGAUGGGAAUCGAACAGAAGGAACAAUCAGAUUCAAGAGAAGAUGGCCAGAGAGACUCCUCUCUUACAAAAGUCAGCACAGAUGAGAGAACAGAACCGCCCCUUCAUAAUGGACAAAAGCUCUAUCCGUGCCCCGAAUGCGGAAAGACCUUCACCAGGAUGAACCAUCUCAAGACUCACCAGAGGAUCCACACCGGGGAAAAGCCAUACGCGUGCACGGACUGUGGAAAGGCCUUUAGUCAAAUAUCGAAUCUCAAGGCGCACCAGAGGAUCCACACGGGAGAAAAGUCGUACGCGUGCGGUACGUGCGGGAAGACGUUCAGGACUAAGUCGGAGGUCACCAGGCACAAGCGCAUGCACACGGGGGAAAAACCAUAUCCGUGCACGACCUGUGGGAAGAGUUUCAGCCGCAGCUCACAUCUCGUUAUACACCAAGAGGUCCACACAGGACUAAAGCCGUAUGAGUGUGGCACAUGCGGCAAGAGUUUCCAUCGCAGCUCACAACUCAAGACCCACCAGAAAGUGCACAGUUGAGUCAAACAUGACCAAUGCUGAGGACCCUUCAGAAAGUGCACACUUGAGUCAGACAUGACCAAAUGCUGAGGACGCUUCAGAAAGUGCACACUUGAGUUAGACAUGACAAAUGCUUGAGACCCUUCAGAAAGUGCACACUAGACCCUUCAGAAAGUGCACACUUGAGUCAAACAUGACAAAUGCUGAGGACCCUUCAGAAAGUGCACACUAGACCCUUCAGAAAGUGCACACUUGAGUCAGAUAUGACAAAUGCUGAGGACCCUUCAGAAAGUGCACACUUGAGUGAACCAUAACAAAUGCUGAGUUGACUAAGGGUACAUUCAGACUAAGCGUCUUUUUCUCAGCUGCCGGCGUCUGUUUUACAUUAUAACCCUAUGGAGGAGACCGUGUUUUCAAAAAAGUUGCCGGCUUCUUUUAAAACGCGACUGCAACCAUCUUUUUUCUGCAGCUCGAAGUUCAGAAAUGUUCAACUUCUGGCGGAAAAACGCCUCACUUUUUUACAACUGACCAAUCACAAGCGGAUUAACGAGCCCUGUGGUUUCCCAUGACAACAGGUAAAACAUGGUUACAGAACUUCGGUCGAGAGUCUCGUUUUAGGUGUCUGAGCUUUUGGGAAAUGUUGUGUCCACACGUACGUUUGUCACUUUGCCUAUCGCAAAAAAAACCCUCUUCCGGCUGCUUUUGGAAUGAAAACGCUGGCAGAUUGUUUUUUCAAGAUGAGACAACGGUCUGCACAACUUCUUUUGUCAGAAAAAGACGCCAAGUCUGAACGUACCCUUAAAGGAAUAGUUCGGAAUUUUGGACAUAGGACCUAAUUUCCAACUUUACCGAGGUGAUAUAGGUCGGUGGAGACCCUUUUUAUCGCGUUUAACCCCUUCCUUCAGUUGCAGCGUCCCCCUUUGCUAACGCUGGUUCUUAGCUAAAGCAUUUCUACGGUAACAUCAGUCUGACAUCAACAACAGUCUUACUCACUCCACCGCACAUCCGAGACAAGUCAAUUAAAACGUCAGACUAUCGAUAUACGUGUCCGUGUUGAUAGAAUAAUUUUAGAAAUAAAACUAACCUUGCAACUCAAUGAUUUAUUACAUUUUGAGGGACUAGUUUCUCAAUAUCAAUCCGCCACUGCCAUACAGGGAACAAAGUAGGCUAUUGCAAUGCGAUGCAAGGUUAGUUUUAUUUUCUAACAUUGUUCUAUCAACACAGGCAUGUGCAUUGAUAGUCUGACGUUAUCAUUUAUUUGUUUCGGGUGUUCUGUGGAGUGUUUUCUGUGGCAGGCUGGAUGUUACCGUUGACUUGCGUUAUCUCGGCACCUAGCUAGCACGAGAUGAACGCUGCAACUCAAGGAAGGGCAGAAAUUCACUGAAAACGGUCUUCACCGAUCUAUAUC
Messenger RNA from Sardina pilchardus (European sardine), 2680 nucleotides. Its product is annotated as zinc finger protein 180-like. The record is from RefSeq and is a predicted model, not a curated record. The transcript has 9 exons. Gene Ontology annotation, biological process: mitotic spindle assembly checkpoint signaling; regulation of transcription by RNA polymerase II. Lineage: Eukaryota; Metazoa; Chordata; Actinopteri; Clupeiformes; Clupeidae. Gene Ontology annotation, molecular function: RNA polymerase II cis-regulatory region sequence-specific DNA binding; DNA-binding transcription factor activity, RNA polymerase II-specific. Bases 40 to 1293 code for a protein of 417 amino acids.